AUGACAGUGUUGAUUACUAGCAUAGUGCCUAUUAAGUUGUUGGUUACUCUAUUCUUGUAUUUCCUUGGAAGCCAAUCCUUCAAAGCAUUGGUGAUUACUGAUUGGUGUUGUCAUGAAAGCAUACUUGGUUAUGGGAUUGACCAAGGUUACAAAGAAUUAAUUAACUCUGCGGCUCACAACCAUAUAAGAGCAAAGGAUACAAGGAAGAACAUGGUUCAAUUGAGGCAUAAGUGUAGAACUAAUUUAUUGGUUGAAGUUAAUAGUCAUCUCACUGCAGCACAAAAGGCUCGAAUUCAGUCCACCCCAUUUAGAUGGACCAUCCAAAUGGGAGAAACAUUAGAACUAUCUUGCCCUUUGCUACUUGAAUUGUUGUAUCGGUGGGAUGAGCACCUCAAAGGUUUUAGAGUAGGAAGUCGUCUGGUUAAAUUUACUCUUCUACAUGUAUAUUUUGCUCUGGGGUUGCGUAUAGUUGGUGAACGAGUAUUGAUGCAUGACCCAGAAGAAAGUCAUACAAGAUCCUUGUUUGAAGGAAAAGAUAUAACCAUCCCCACCAUAGUUGAACAACUAAAACUGUUUCAGCGUGAUGAACAAGUUGAUGAUUUUUGUAGGCUAUAUUUAUUUCUUGCCUUUUCUGUAUUCUAUUUCCCAAAGACAACAUCCCCUGUGAAUGGUGCUUUGUUAAGUAUGUUAGAUAACCUAGAUGCUCUUGACCAGUACAAUUGGGGUGCUGCUAUAUAUGAUUCCUUAUCUGCCAGCUUAACUCGAUCAGCAAGGUCUGUUAGUGAGGGUAUGAAUUCUGACCAAGUUACUAUUAUAGGUUGCGCAGCUGUGUUACAGAUAUGGGCGUUGGUGCAUGUGUGUCUACGGAAAAAAGAUCAGCAACCAACAAGCGUUUCAUUUCCACGCUUUUUACAGUGGCAAAAACUUAAUAUGGGGAGCACAACUAUUGCAACAGCUUUUGAAAAGAAUCCUGUUCUUGAAGACUUGGUUUGCUCUAAAGAGGAGAUUGAUCAGCAUGAGGUCCUCAGGCAAGCGAUGACUGAAGCAAUUGAGGGUUUUUGUCAUUGGAAAUGUCUCACUAGUGACAAUGAGGAUAUGGACAGUAAACAUGAGCGACUGAGUGGACAGUUUAACGAACUUGAACAUAAGGUAUUGAUACUUCAGCAAGAGGUGGACAUAAUCAAAAAGUUCAUAGGUUUGCAAUCAACGCCUACUCCCACUAAAGAUGAAGGACAUGACAUGGAGCCUGUAUACCCCAGUGAAGGUCAUGAGGAUGGGCCUACAUGCCCCGAUGAAGUUCAUGAGGAUGAGCCUGCAUGCCAUGAUGGGUCACCUCAACCAUUAAGACCGAAUCCUCCUCCAUGUACAAAAGAGAAACUUUUGAAGAAAUUGUAUAGCUUUUGUACUCGUAAGAAAACUAGUGAUGGUGGAAGAUCAGAGAUCAUUGUUGAUAUGUUUGGUCAGUACCUUAGCCUUCAAGACAUGCUGUGCAUGAGACCAAGACAUUGCGUCAACACUAUGAUCUUCUUACUAGCAGCCAAGGUCUUCAUGCGUGAUGAAGUAGAACACACGGAGCUGUUACCCGAUAAGGUGAAAAAUGAGUUGGGUUUUAUUCGAUCUGGAUUACGUCCAAUUUGGAGUAAGAGAACCAUUACAGAAGUUGCUCAUGAUAAUAAUGCAAUGCAUAGUCUGAUGCAUUGUAAUUUGAUAUUUGCACCUGCAUUAUUUGAGGGCCAUUGGUUCUGCUACGUGGUGGACAAGAAUCACAAGGUUUUAUAUGUGUUAGAUUCACUUGGAAAACACCAUGACUCAAGUGCUGAUUUGAUGUUGCUCACUAAUUCAUUGAAGGGUCGAUUUGAGGAGUUGUUGUGCAUGCUGGACAAUACGUUGGAUAAACGUAACUUCACUUUGCAAAUUUUAUAUGAUGACUUGCAUCAGCAGCACAAUGGACAUGAUUGCGGUAUCUAUGUAUUAAAAUACAUGGAUAUUUGGGACUGUGUCCCGAGAUGGGGUGGUAUGACAAUGCCAAAUUACUCUGAGUCAUCGGACCAAAGUGUUGGAAGAUGCACAUCUUCCAUUAGAUUUAUAAAGACAGAUAAUUCAACAGGAUACAAGGAUAAAUAUGGACCUUGUGCUUUAUGGUUAGUCAUGUGUAUGCAAGUGGUUAGUUCAGUGCAGUAUUUGGCCAAUUUAACAGGAACAUGCUACUUUCGAUAUUUUGAAUCAAAAUGGCAUGUAAAUAAUACUUCUAAUGAACUUUUCAACUGA
Molecule: messenger RNA, 2268 nt
Organism: Lotus japonicus
Lineage: Eukaryota; Viridiplantae; Streptophyta; Magnoliopsida; Fabales; Fabaceae
Exons: 13
Coding region: 1-2268 (755 amino acids)
Biological process (GO): protein desumoylation
Cellular component (GO): nucleus
Molecular function (GO): deSUMOylase activity
Source: RefSeq, a predicted model, not a curated record